CCAUUUCGCUGUCUCACACUAAGGUGUGGUCGCUGCAUUCAUUCGGAAAACUAUGAUGCGUUUUUAGGACCGACUCAGCCCACGGUGGGCGCCGCGGAGGGCCGACAGCGCCUGUUUCAUUCAUGGCUGUAGCUUCGGCUAACACAAUGCUAAUGCCGAAUGCUAACACAUCGAUGUCUUUAACUUUUAUCGGUAACUCAUAACCGCCCAGUGAUGACUGUGCCCUCGGCUGUGUGGCCGCAGGUGUCGGCGGUUUCCAUGUUCCAACUGGUCACAUUGGUUGUUUGUGUUGACGCGAGCUACCCAGCGCGGUCUGAAUCACAUCUCACAGCCGCCACCUCAGAGUGGAUUCAGUUUUUUAAGGACGCAGGGAUCCCACCCAGCCUCGCUGUCACUUAUGCAGUCUCCUUUGUGGACAACAGAAUCCAGAAGAACAUGCUGAUGGACCUCAGUAAAGAUAUCAUGAUGGAUCUCGGUAUUACAGUCAUUGGUGAUAUCAUUGCCAUUCUUAAACAUGCCAAGCAGGUGUACAGGCAGGACAUGUGCAAAAUGGCCACAGAAGCCAUUUCCUCAGGACAGACAAGUGUUCAAGCUGAGCUCAGAAGAACUGCCAAUACUCCUGCCACUCGUAUGAUUGCCAACGCUUUAAGCCAUGACUCCCCCCCGGCCACACCAGCCCGUCGCCCUGACAACCGCCUCUCCGUCACAGUGUCCAACAUGCAAGCGAACAAGAGUAACAAAGCAGUUUUAAGUCAGCCAGCUGAUGAGAGGAACGGCGUGCCAGCAGCGAAGAGCCGGCGAGUGACAGCUGAGAUGGAAGGCAAGUACAUCAUCAACAUGCCCAAAGGCACCACGCCUCGUACACGCCGCAUCCUGUCCCAGCAGGCCAAGAAAGGUUUGAAACGCACCUCUGUAUUUGCAAGACUUGGGGCUGAAUCAAAGACAGACACAACAACAAGCAAUAGCAAGCCCACAGGUGUGUUCAGUCGCUUGGACAAAGCGGCUGCAGGGGAAGCCGGGCCGAGGGCAGGGAAGAUGGAUGUGGAUGAGCAGGACGACAGUGAUGGAGAGGGCUCGGUUCUGCAGUAUGCCGGCGUCCUCAAAAGACCCCCUCCCCCCCAGAAGAAGAAGCACACUGCAAAACCUGCCCCGACCACCUUGCGACGACUGGGAGGGAAAUUUAAACUACCUCCCACUGACACUCCCAUUCCCUCCUCCUCUUCCCCUAAUGGCCUCCCUCCCGCCAAGAUGAGUGUGCUUCAGAGACUGGGCAAGCUCCAUGCCACAAACUCAAACACGGCCGUGUCGCCCAAACUGGCCGACACACAGGACAACAGAGUGACCAGCACCAGGCCCAAACCCCAGGAGAGGCCAACCAUAGCAAGCUCCAAGGUGAGCAGCAGCACCGGGGCUGGAGGAGAUGGCGGAGGAGAGGGAGGGGGAGAGUCCUUUGGGGCCCGGAUGGACGGUAAGGCAGUCAGUGUUUUUAAGAGACUGGGCAAUAAGAAAACCUAACAACAAUAUCCAAGACUCUUUCAAUACUUCCUUUAUAGAAUUUGUAUCACCACCUUUUUGCAUUGAUCCUGGCGACAUGCAGGACUGCAGAUUUUUAUUAACCGGAGUGUUUUUGCUCAGCCUGAGUGUGUGGACAAUUUUAAUGGCUUUUGGGUUCCUCUUAGAUUUAAGGAAAAUAUUUUUUUCCCUACAUUUAUACCGUGCUGCCAUCAACUUUGUCUACUGUCCAAACUUUUAAUUUGAGGUCUCAGACUUUUCUGUUUUAUGUCACCCAUCCAGAACAUUUAUCAUUUUUAGAAAUUAAUAUUUAACUGUAUUCGUGAGCUUAAGGCAUGAGCAUGAAUUGAACCAUUGUUUUUUAUUUGACCCUAUAAAUCCACGUGUAAGGAUGCUGCUGCCUCAACUAUAAAUGAAAACCUUUGAGUAGUAGAAGAUACUGCGUAUCCCUCAAGAUGAAUCCUGUGAUCACUGUGUUCUGACCUGUAUGGUACAGAUAGGUUAAGGUUUAUUUUUCCACAAGUUAAAACACAGGAUAGCGGUCAGUAAUAUUAGCCACUAGAAGAUGGUGAAAUCUUUCUCUUCUUGUUACUUUCACCUAAGUAUUACCUCCUUCCUGAUGUUUUGAAAUUAGAAAAUGUGAGGAAAUGCUUCUGAGCUUUAGUCCCCAACUUGUGAGCAGAAAAAGAAAAAUCCAGAUGGUUUCACAGAACAACCCAUCCACUUGGAGUAGAUGUUCAGUUCACACCUUCAGAGCUAAAGCCGCCCAUGUCGACUUCAUACCAUCGUACCGAAGUCUUUCCAGAACAACCUCCCUGACGGCCGGAUCAGUAGAAUAUUGUUCGUUUUGAAAUGCAAUGUAUAGAUUUGUUAGAUCAUGUUGAUUUCACACAGUACAGAAACUGUUCUGCUGCAUAUUUUUCUAUGUAGACGUCCUAGUAUCAUGUAAAGAAACUCUGAGAUGCCAUCAGGCCUGGUGUCAGGGGGCCACUGCCCCACCUGGUACGGGUCAUAAACACUUGUGCACUGUUUUGGACUUUCAGACUUGCAGAACUUUGUUACACUGUAAAUGUUUUUGGGAAAAAUUUUGAAUCACGUUUAAGAAUUUUUAUUGUUUUACGGAAAAAAUGUCAAGCAAAACACCAUGAAAGGUACAUUAAGGGGGAACAAAGUUCUCAAUUUGGAGCAAAUGUGCUUGGAAAAUAAUUAAAAGAGGAAAAGGGUCGAAAAUUAUUUUGCCGUUCAGUUAUUUUUUUCUGUGGAGAUAUUAUCAAGGCAUGCCAGUGACACACUGUACUUUGCAACUCUUUUGAGUGUCGACAUGACUGCAAGGUCAAUAUUUAUAUUCCCCUGGGAGCGUUAAGCUGAUCAUUUAUCAAUAAACCUAUGUAAACAUCC
This is a messenger RNA of Scophthalmus maximus (turbot), 2910 nucleotides long. RefSeq names its product chromosome 11 C19orf47 homolog (gene c11h19orf47). The coding region runs from base 214 to 1515 and encodes 433 amino acids. Gene Ontology annotation, cellular component: nucleus. The transcript has 8 exons. The record is from RefSeq and is a predicted model, not a curated record. Lineage: Eukaryota; Metazoa; Chordata; Actinopteri; Pleuronectiformes; Scophthalmidae.